AUGCUUGCUGUUGCCGUCGCAUUACUUGCAAUAUUCACGCCUCUGAUCGCUCCCUUGUGGUUACCCAAUCCGUCCAACUCUUCCUAUAUUGUGGACCUUGGCUAUCAACUGAACCAGGGUUACAUGGUUAGCGACACCCUCGUUACCUUCAGAAACAUCCGUUUCGCCGCCGCACCCCUCGGGCCUUUGCGCUUCAACGCUCCAGCUCCCCCGCCGGUAAACCGCACGGCAGUUCAAAACGCGAGCGACGUCAUUUGCCCCCAAGCUUACCCCAAGUGGCUCACUACGGGCGCUGUCUCGCCAUUCACCACCGACGACAUUCCACCCAUCGAUCCGCGCACGUCGGAAGAUUGCCUGUUCCUCGAUGUGUUAUUGCCUCACGGAAUCUGGGAAACGCGUCAGACGAGUCGUGCGCCUGUCCUCGUGUGGAUUCCUGGGGGAGGCUUUGACGUCGGCUGGAAAGACGCCAGCGGGCAAGGCCAUGGGCUGGUGACGCGCAGCCAGCAGUUCGGCAGCCAGGGAGUGAUUCUCGUGUCGAUAAACUACCGUCUUGGUCUUUUUGGAUGGAUGCAUGGUGAUGGGGUAACGCCCAACGCGGGCUUGCUGGACCAACGCUUUGCCCUUGAAUGGGUCCAGAAACACAUCCAUCUCUUCGGUGGCGAUCCCAAUAAGGUGACUAUCCUCGGGGAGUCGGCUGGUGCCAGCUCCGUUGAAGCCCAUAUCACCGCGUACGGGGGUGCCAAAGGACCGUCUCCGUUUCAAGGCGCCGUUGCGCAAAGCCCUUUCUGGCUGCCGACUUAUCCAUCCCCAAACUCUCACGUCGAAGCGAUCCUCAGCUUUGGAAAUGUCUCUUCACUUGCCACGCUCCGCAAAAUGUCGUCUGCUGAUCUGCAGAAGCUGAAUGCGCUUCUCGUCGGGAAUUCGCGACCCUUUGGAACUUUUACCUUUGGCAUUGUUCCUGACGGCGACUACGUUCCCGACCUACCGGGUAAGCUGUUUCAACAGCAGCGCUUCGAUCGGAACAUUUCCGUACUCACCGGCCACAAUCGGGAUGAGGGCUCGCGCUUCGUGCCCAACAGUUUAGUCACGGAUGAAGCAUCCUAUGAAGCCUACCUGAAAUCCCUCAUCACGCCUCUGGCUCAGAAUCCUGCCGCCUUGAAGACUAUCACCCAGGAACUGUACCCGCCGGUCUUCGACGGCUCCCAGGGCUACACCAACCAGACGGAACGUAACAACCUCACUUUUGCGGACGCGAACGUUGUGUGCAAUGCGCGCUUCAUGGACCAAGCGAGCUUCGUGACGCCGACGUACGCAUAUGAAUUUUCCGUCCCGCCCGCCGUCCACGGCGCCGACUUGUCGUAUACCUUCUACGACUUUGGACAACCACCAGUCGAAGGGGUCAACACGACGGUGGCGGAGCUGCUGCAGCGUUACAUUACGCGAUUUGCGGAGACGGGAGACCCCAACGGACCUGGAUUGCCUUUCUUUCCGCCGGCAAAGCCAAAGGCAGAGCCUACGCCGGGUCCGGGUUUGACGUUGACGGUCCAGAACCUGGGAAGCGAUUUUGUUGGUCCUAUGCAGGAUGAGAGUGGAGUAGAACAGUUGUCAGGGCGGUGUCGAUUCUGGCAGGAUGCACCAUAUCUUUUGAAGUAG
Molecule: messenger RNA, 1653 nt
Organism: Rasamsonia emersonii CBS 393.64
Lineage: Eukaryota; Fungi; Ascomycota; Eurotiomycetes; Eurotiales; Trichocomaceae
Product: carboxylesterase
Exons: 4
Coding region: 1-1653 (550 amino acids)
Source: RefSeq, a predicted model, not a curated record